Messenger RNA from Malaya genurostris, 808 nucleotides. Its product is annotated as transmembrane protein 70 homolog, mitochondrial. Gene Ontology annotation, cellular component: mitochondrial membrane. Lineage: Eukaryota; Metazoa; Arthropoda; Insecta; Diptera; Culicidae. The record is from RefSeq and is a predicted model, not a curated record. Gene Ontology annotation, biological process: mitochondrial proton-transporting ATP synthase complex assembly. Bases 126 to 770 code for a protein of 214 amino acids. The transcript has 2 exons.
AAAUUGGAUUGUUUUGAUUUUCUUCAGCUGUUCACUAUUAUACAACAGUCACGAAACACGAAAACAGUUGUACAAAAAUUUAAUAGAUCAUAAACAGUUUAUUAUUACUAGAAGUAGCCUUUGAAAUGCUUCCUACACGGUUCUUUUUUCGAGGAUAUAGUAAACAGUUGCUUCAUCAAGUGAACAUCCAAGUUGCGAGCCUAUCAUGCAGCAGAACCGGUGUUAUUCAACGUGUACAGGCAGAUCGACAGUUUUGUUCAAAUGCUCCUACAGACAAUCAGAUUUAUCACGGUGUACUUUCGCCGCAAAUUCGAGCAGUCAAGGUAUUUUCUUUAGUCACCAGUAUUGGUGGAAUUGUGGCCCAACCGAUACUGCUAGAUCAGGCGAAUAAAAUUGGCGGAACACCGAUGAUAGUCGCAGUUUGUGGCAUUGCCGGAUUUUUCACAUUCGUGACACCGUUUCUGCUUCAUCUAAUUACGAAACGAUAUGUAAUUGAUCUGCAUUAUGAUGUGCUCAAUAAGGAAUACACGGCUACUACUAUCACGUUUCUACUGCAACGACAAACGACCAAGUUUAAACUGGAAGAUGUUGUUGUACCGGAAGUACCCGGUAUGUUUACCACAUUCAUAGUAGGAAACAAAUCACUGUUCGUAGAUCCGACGCUGUUCCCGGAUCCAACGCACUACAUAAAAAUCAUGGGAUAUGACAAACCGAUUGAUUUUAAAUUUGAAGAAGCGCGACAAGGCUCUGAGUCCGAAAGUAAAAAAUAAAGCUUUAAUUUUAGGUAAAUAAAAUUAUUGAAAAAAAA